GGAGUCUGUGGUGACUCGGCUGGCGGGAUCAAGUGCAGCUGCUUCAGGCUGAGGUGGCAGAUAGUGAGCACCGGCGGCGGAGUUAAAGUCAGAGCAGGAGAGUAAUGAUGAACAGCGCAGCGGGAUUCUCGCAUCUAGACCGUCGCGAGCGGGUUCUCAAGUUAGGGGAGAGUUUCGAGAAGCAGCCGCGCUGCGCCUUCCACACUGUGCGCUAUGACUUCAAACCUGCUUCUAUUGACACUUCUUGUGAAGGAUACCUUGAGGUCGGUGAAGGUGAACAGGUGACCAUAACUCUGCCGAAUAUAGAAGGUUCAACUCCACCAGUAACUGUUUUCAAAGGUUCAAAAAAACCUUACUUAAAAGAAUGCAUUUUGAUUAUUAACCAUGAUACUGGAGAAUGUCGACUAGAAAAACUCAGCAGCAACAUCACUGUAAAGAAAACAAGAGUUGAAGGAAGCAGUAAAAUUCAGUAUCGUAAAGAACAACAGCCACAACAAAUGUGGAAUUCGGCCAAGACUCCCAAUCUUGGAAAACAUUCUCCAUCUGAAGAUAAGAUGUCCCCAGCAUCUCCAAUAGAUGAUAUUGAAAGAGAACUGAAGGCAGAAGCUACUCUAAUGGACCAGAUGAGUAGUUGUGAUAGUUCAUCAGAUUCCAAAAGUUCAUCAUCUUCAAGUAGUGAGGAUAGUUCUAGUGACUCAGAAGAUGAAGACUGCAAAUCCUCUGCUUCUGAUACAGGGAAUUGUGUCUCGGGACAUCCUACCAUGGCACAGUACAGGAUUCCUGACAUAGAUACCAGUCAUAAUAGAUUUCGAGACAACAGUGGCCUUCUGAUGAAUACUUUAAGAAAUGAUUUGCAGCUGAGUGAAUCAGGAAGUGACAGUGAUGACUGAAGAAAUAUUUAGCUAUAAAUAAAAAUUUAUACAGCAUGUAUAAUUUAUUUUGUAUUAACAAUAAAAAUUCCUAAGACUGAGGGAAAUGUCUUAACUUUUGAUGAGAAAAGAAAUUAAAUUUGAUUCAGAAAUUUCA
Messenger RNA from Rhinopithecus roxellana (golden snub-nosed monkey), 1026 nucleotides. It is a transcript of the gene EAF2, whose product is annotated as ELL associated factor 2. The transcript has 6 exons. The coding region runs from base 105 to 890 and encodes 261 amino acids. NCBI's taxonomy places the organism in Eukaryota, Metazoa, Chordata, Mammalia, Primates, Cercopithecidae. The record is from RefSeq and is a predicted model, not a curated record. Gene Ontology annotation, biological process: positive regulation of DNA-templated transcription; regulation of transcription elongation by RNA polymerase II. Gene Ontology annotation, cellular component: super elongation complex. Gene Ontology annotation, molecular function: transcription elongation factor activity.